This is a messenger RNA of Oncorhynchus kisutch (coho salmon), 5232 nucleotides long. RefSeq lists its product as uncharacterized. Bases 468 to 3488 code for a protein of 1006 amino acids. The transcript is spliced from 11 exons. The record is from RefSeq and is a predicted model, not a curated record. Gene Ontology annotation, biological process: negative regulation of transcription by RNA polymerase II. Lineage: Eukaryota; Metazoa; Chordata; Actinopteri; Salmoniformes; Salmonidae. Gene Ontology annotation, cellular component: PRC1 complex; chromatin. Gene Ontology annotation, molecular function: chromatin binding.
CAACUCCUAUGGUCACUGUCACGCUAAACAAUGACCAUAGAAGUCGGCAAGGCAGCACAAUAACAGUUUUGGGAACAGGCUCAUUCACUACCAUUUGAAAUCAGGAAAGGCAAAAUGCACAGUACAAAAGUGCACUUAAUAUGUUAAGGUUAGCAGGUUGUAUGACUUGGUGGCUGUGCCAGCUAGUGACCACUCUGCAGAGCUGCCUCCAGAACAAGACUCAGGACAAAUAACGCUCUCCUUCCUGCCCUUUCUGCAUCUUGUAGAGGCCUCCUAUGUUGCCAGGACAACCAGAAGGGGCUGACCCCGUCCACGUGACUCCUCUCUUCUCCUGCCUCCGGGUGUAGUGUGUGUUGUCUGCUGCCACUGUGACAGAUUUGGGGGAAAGAGAAAGUGGUCUGCUCUGGUCUUGCCACCAGACAGUGGAGUUGGUCGUCUGGACCGAGAGAGCAGUCGGGCGUUGAGAGAUGGAGCUCUCUGCGGUCGGGGAACGCGUUUUCGCCGCGGAAGCCAUUCUGAAACGCCGCAUUCGCAAGUCUCGCCUAGAAUACCUAGUGAAAUGGAAAGGAUGGGCACUGAAACACAGUACCUGGGAACCAGAAGAGAAUAUCCUGGAUGACAGACUGAUCGCAGGAUUUGAACAGAAAGAGCGUGAGAGAGAACUCCACGGACCAAAGAAGCGGGGACCCAAACCCAAAAACCUUCCUGCCAAGGCACGUGGAGCCCAGAAGAGGGAGACCUCCACCCCUCGAGCUCCUCGCUCCACUUCUUCCUCUUCUCCUCGAGCCCCUCCAUCCUCCUUCCCCUCCGCCUCUCCAGCACCCACCCCUAAACUCAACUCCCUGGCAGCGACACACAAGCUGAAGAAAGACAUUCGCCGCUGCACUAGUAUGUCCCGCGCCCCUUACCUCGCCCCGACCCCCUGGCCUCUCCCGGAUCCUUCUCCGGCUCCAGUGGGUUCCCCUCGCGGCCCCCCCGUCUCCCCCUUCUCAGAGACCGUCCGCAUCCUCAAUCGUCGCGUCAAACCACGCGAGGUCAAACGGGGUCGCAUCAUCCUAAACCUCAAGGUCAUCGACAAACCAGGAAGUGGAGGCGGGGGAAGGGGCGGCGGGGGUAACCGGAGGGCGCCAUCCGGCUCCAUGUCCCUCCAAGGGGGUCGUCAGAACAUCCCCUCCCGAAAUAGGAUCAUAGGGAAGAGGAGUGGAGAGGCUCCGUACCGGCCAUUCCAGCCCAUGCUGGGGUUCCCCAUGUACGGGAAGCCGUUUGGUCUCCAGUGUGGCGGCCCCGGACCUCUACACCUUCCACACUCAGCUACAGGCUCCAGCACAGGGACCCUCAGGGCCACCCCCCCGGAGCUCCAGAAGAACCAGAACGCCGAACAAGGACCAAACCCCCUCCUCCCCUCCCUCUCCUUUGCUUCCGGAUCCUCCUCUUCCUCCUUUGAUGAAGAGGAGGAUGAUGCUGAUGCUCUGGACCUUUCCGCACCUCAGGAGGGGAAGAGGAAGCUUCGCCGUCGGCGCCGGCAGAAACGCCAGCCGCCCUCUGUCAGUACCGCUUCCCCUCCUCACCCCGCUGCCGCCAGCUCCUGCCCCUUGACCUCCAACCCUCAGAGGGUCCCCGCCGAGGGCGACCCCGACUGGCACCCAGAGAAGGUGGCGAGCAGCGCCAACGUGGUCGUGACCGACGUCACCACCAACCUCCUCACCGUCACUAUCAAAGAUAUCGAUCGCUUUAGCCCAUCUCGCCGCGCUGCCGCUAUGAAGUUCGUUGUAGUCUUGGUCGGUGCUGGUUCCGUGGUCUUCCUCGGCGCGGUCAUCUGCAUCAUCGCCAGUGUUUACCCGCGGAAAGCUGCCGCGCCCCAGGACCUGUCCGACAACGCGACUCUGUCUGCUGAGCCCUUGUUUUCCCUGGGCUCGGUGGCUCACGCCGGUCCAUUGGGCGCUCUCCAUGGUUCUGAAUCCUACGAGGGCGGCGGAGGAGGCGGCUUGGGGCUGGGGGGUCCCUCCACUCUCAACGAGCUCAGCCCCGGGGAGGUGACCGGUGGUGGUGGAGGGGCGCCGAAACAGUUCAGUUUCAGCCGGCUCAUCUGCACUCCGAUUCCCGUCGGAGAAUGCAAUGCCAAGAGCAUGAAGCAGCAGGCGGACGACCCUUCACUCUAUGUGGGUGAAGACUGGAGCUACCUCCGGACCACCGCGGACGACCUCCGGCAGACGGUGGUGCAGCAGAACGGCCAGAUACUCAUAGAUCAGCGGACCAUCCGUGAGCUGACGGGGAAACUAUCGGAGUGCGAGACCGGCCUGGAGGACGGGAGUCCCGGGCACUCCGAGAGGAGCCUGGGGGCCUGGGCGGGCAACCGCCGACUCAUGGCCGGGGAUGAUGUGAGCUCAUCGGCCGCUGUGCAGCUGCAGACCGCUAGAGCCGUGGAGGAGCUAGAGAGGGCCAUUCUCAACCUGAAAGACCGCAUCGAAAAACUGGAGUUGGAGAUCGGCCCUGCUGCCCUGAACCUCUCCGUUGAGACUCCAUCCCCCAGCGCCGGUGUGGGCGUCAGCAGUGGCAUCGCUACUAAAGUUCAAGGGUCACCAUCAUCAGCAUCAACGACAGGAGGCGGUAGUGUCUCCUCGGGGGGGCGAAAGGCCCCUGGGGGCCCUGGCAGAGGAGGCGGAGGCCCCUGGAAGGACCUGGAAGGAGAGCUGGAGAGGAAGAUUGAAAUGCUGGAGAAAGAGCGGAAGGCGCUGAGGAAGGAGACACAGACACAUCACAAACAGAUAGACCAAGGGAUUGAUACUCUACACCACCGCAUUGCAGAGCUGGAACAGAGUCUGACAGAGUACAACUAUCCAGACGGCUAUGUCCUCUCCUUCCCCGUGAGGACCAGAUACAUGUACGGCCUGGUGCGGAGAGAAAUGCCUGAGAUGUAUGCCUUCACCGCCUGCGUCUGGCUCAAGGUGAAAGAGGGGGGUAUCGGCACCCCCUUCUCCUACUCCGUCCCGGGACAACCCAACGAGCUGGUGCUGCUGCAGGGGAUACACAACCCUGUAGAGCUUCUUAUCAACGACAAGGUAGCUCAGCUGCCCCUGUCCCUUGCCCAGGGUGUGUGGGAGCACAUAUGUUUGAGCUGGACCCUCAGAGACGGGGUAUGGAAGGCCUACCAGGGGGGGAAGCUGAAGGGGCGCGGAGAGGGGCUGGCCGCAUGGCACCCCAUCAAGCCAGGAGGAGUGCUCAUUCUGGGGCAGGAGCAGGACACGCUGGGCGGUCGUUUCGACGCCUCCCAGGCCCUGGUUGGGGAGCUCUCCCAGUUCAACCUGUGGGACAGGGUCCUGAAGCCUGCUGAGGUAUCCGCUCUGGCUGCCUGUUCCUUGGGCACACUGGGCAAUGUGGCCCCCUGGACAGACCAGGACGUGGAGGUCUACGGAGGGGCCACCAAGGAGGCUGUGGACCCCUGCAACCAGCCACCCCGGGCCAGCCCCAGCUCUAGCCCUAAACAGUGAGGGGUUAGAUGGGUUGGUAGAGGGGUCUCUUGGUUGUUAUAAAGGGUAGCCGCUCAGUGAGGCCAGAGGGGUAGUUGGUUUGUUGAUGCUCCUCAUAAGAGGGGGGUUUAAGGUGUUUUCCUGGGGCAGGGGUUGUGUGAUGGGAAACUGGGGUAGAGAUGGAGAGUCAGUUGAGUUGUUUUAAAGAGGCAUUGCUAUUUCCAAGAGAGGGUGGGUGUGCUUGAGGAAGCCUUUCGGAGGGUCUGGGAUCAGGGGGCGUAGAGAUUAGUUGAGUAGGAGUGUUGUUAUCUGGGUGUUGUUCACCCACUGAAGGUGUUAACGUCAACAGCGCUACAGCUGUUGAGAACAACACCCAGACUAGCUUUAGCUCCGCGGCCAUGUGGGAAGAUGUUAAGGGAAAGGUGCUGCUUUUUUUUCACCCCUCUGAUUUGUGUUUUAGAGAGUUGAGGGGAGGGGGUUCUCAGCCCCCCAGGGAAGAGCUACAUACACCACGCCUCAUCUCAUCUCAUCACGUGUUCUGAAGCUUGUGCUUCUAACUUUGGAAUAGGGAUUUUCUUCUGCUUUUGGAGAUGUUGCUCCUCAACUGUGUUUGUGAUCAACAACGGCUCGGUAAAAGUCAGCGUCUGGACUGCUUUUUCUACUGCGCAUUUUGUUGAUUUUCUUUGCAGCAAUGUUUUUUUUCGGUCUUCUUUCUAUGUAUGUCUGUUAUGUGCUUUCAGAUCAACCUGUUGCGACUCACAAAACCGCUCACAAAGAUGCAAUUGUAACGGCCCAGCACAACGUAUUGCCAGAGAGAUAGCUGUUGCGAGUCACAUGGAUCAUGUAAAUUAAGACGUCAAUUGAUUUCUUAGAUUCAUAACAUCCAUCUGGUUGACUUAAAGAGGCAGUCUGUUGAGUGAUUCAUAUCAUCCAUCUGGUUGACUUAAAGAGGCAGUCUGUUGAGUGAUUCAUAUCAUCCAUCUGGUUGACUUAAAGAGGCAGUCUGUUGAGUGAUUCAUAACAUCCAUCUGGUUGACUUAAAGAGGCAGUCUGUUGAGUGAUUCAUAACAUCCAUUGUGGCAGGAUCGCUUUGUUGUUGUUUGAACUGCAGAUUGGCCCUUUACAGUGAUUUGUGACCUGUCUCAAUGGUUUUUAAAUGUAAAGCUGAUGGAAUGGAAUGUAUAUCUGUAUGCAUGAGAAAAGCUUUUUCAAAAUUAGAGGUCAGAGGUCAGAUUUCUAAAUAGUCCAGCAACAACACAAAACCGUACAACAAUAUUAACUAUUGAAUGGUGCGCUUCACCCCACAAAGGCCUAAAUGAAUACGCACCUCAAAGAAUGUGUAUUUAGCUUGAUCUUACCUUCACAGAAUUGCUUAAUAAGUGGGUACAGAAGGGACAUUGGGACACUGAUGUUGAGUUGGGGGGUGUAGUGAAGAAAAGUGUACCCGGAUUAUUGGGUGUCCUUCCCCCCACUUCACCAUCGACAUAUGGUUGUAAAGUGCCUGUCUGGGUGUUACACGCCCAAUGCAAAUGUCAAAUGUAUUUUAUUCUCUCUCUCUCUCUCUCUCUCUCUCUCUCUCUCUCUCUCUCUCUCUCUCUCUCAUUCUCUCUCUCUCUCCUGCUAUUGGUUAUGAUGUUAUUGUAACCAGCUGUGAUGUCAGUAAGUGUUGUGCUUGUUCAUCUUGUGCACCUCCAUGGAUCUUCUAUGAUAUUGUGACAAUAUGUGGAUGAAUAAAAUAAAAUGGUUAUGAUGUCGUAAGGAGGUA